CGGCGGCGGCGGAGGCGGGGCUGAGCGCGCGGGGCCUCGCCCGCCGGCCCGGCUCGGGCUGGAGCUGGGCGGGAGCAGCUGCCGGAGCCGCAGCGGCAGCCGGAGACGCAGCCUAAACCGCUGGGAGCUGGAGCCGGAGCCGGAGCGCAGGCCCUGCCGGAGCUGAGCCGAGCCGAGCCGAGCCGAGCUCGCCGCCUGAUAGCGACUGCAGCGCGGGCCGAUGUGUCAUCCAGCCGCAGGGCCUGGGCACUGUCGGAGGAAGCGAGCCGCGACCGCCGGGCACCACUGGGCGCGGGAACCCGCAUCGCCCCUGCCAGGUCUGGGCACGGCCUGAACACGCAGAAGGUCCGAAGAGAAAAAGGAAGGAGGAUUCCAUCUCAGCGCGGCGUGGGCACUGGGCAGUGAGAAGAGUGGAGAUUUCACCUGGCACUGGGCAGAGGUGCCCGGAGCUUACUAGGCCAGGCUCGAGCAUCAGAGCCUGGCAUCCCCGCGGCCACGACCUGGGCUCUGCCCUGCUUGAGCCGGGAACCCAGUCAGCAUAGCUCCUGGACCUCUGCUGGCACAGGCCUGGCACAAGAAGCAGUGCCCUCACCUGUCUGAGACCUGGCCAGGAUCUGAGGGCCCAGGAUCUGGCCUAGCCCAAACUGGGGCUCUCUGGUGGCCCAGAGCUGGUCACUGGAGGGCACACCUCCUGCCCCAGCCCCUCUGGUACGGAUGUGCCGCUGCUGGCUGGAGCACCAUGAUGGCAGGAUGACCUCAGCUGAGGCAGUGGCAGUGGCUGACAAUGCUCGGGUGGCUGGUUCCCCCGAGUGGCCCCUUGAUGCCCCCCAGGCCCUUGGGCAGCCUGGCCGGGCCCGGGUGGCCAUGGCAGCACUAGUGUGGCUGCUGGCGGGAGCCAGCAUGUCGAGCCUCAACAAGUGGAUUUUCACAGUGCAUGGCUUCGGGCAGCCCCUGCUGCUCUCGGCGCUGCACAUGCUGGCGGCAGCAUUGGCAUGCCACUGGGGGGCACAGCGCCCCAUGCCCGGCCGCACCCGCCGCCAAGUGCUGCUGCUCAGCCUCACCUUCGGCACCUCGAUGGCCUGCGGCAAUGUGGGCCUGAGCGCGGUGCCCCUGGACCUGGCACAGCUGGCCACCACCACCACGCCACUGAUCACGCUGGCCCUGUCGGCGCUGCUGCUUGGCCGCCGCCAUCACCCACUGCAGUUUGCCGCCAUGGGCCCACUCUGCCUGGGGGCUGCCUGCAGCCUGGCUGGUGAGCUCCGGACACCCCCUGCUGGCUGUGGCUUCCUGCUGGCAGCCACCUGCCUCCGUGGCCUCAAGUCCAUUCAGCAGAGUGCCCUGCUGCAAGAGGAGAGGCUGGACGCGGUGACCCUGUUGUACGCCACCUCGCUGCCCAGCUUCUGCCUGCUGGCGGGUGCGGCCCUUGUGCUGGAGGCUGGUGUGGCACCGCCACCCGCUCCCACUGACUCCCGCCUCUGGGCCUGCAUCCUGCUCAGCUGCCUCCUGUCUGUGCUCUACAACCUGGCCAGCUUCUCCCUGCUGGCUCUCACCUCUGCCCUCACUGUUCACGUCCUGGGCAACCUCACUGUUGUGGGCAACCUCGUCCUGUCCCGGCUCCUGUUUGGCAGCCGCCUCAGCACCCUCAGCUACGUGGGCAUUGCACUCACUCUUUCAGGAAUGUUCCUUUACCACAACUGCGAGUUCGUGGCCUCCUGGGCUGUCCGCCGGGGCUUCUGGAGGAGGGACCAACCUGGCAAGGGUCUUUGAGACCUGGGGGAGGGCAGGAGCCUCCUGGGGCAGCCCCAGCCUGAAUCCAGCCUCGGCCAGUGGCCAUGGGAAAAAUGGAGAGCAGGUAGCUGCUGGGGCCAGCGAGGGAGAGGGGCCUUCUGGAAGGGCCACCUUGGAAGCUGGAAUGGGACUCCCAGAGAGACCCACCUCCUGUCCCUGCCCUGUCUCUCCUUAUCACAGACCCUACUCACCACUGGAUGGUGGGUCCAAGCCUGGCACAGUCACUGUGCUUGUCGGAGUAAUUAUUAUGAUUACUAUCAACUACUACACUGAAAAUUGCCGGCCAAACUUUGGAAACCUCACCGUGUUCUGAUGGCGACAACGAUGAUUCUUGGCGGUUGCACAAUCCUUCCUCCAGGAAGUGGGGGAGGCAGCUAGGGGGCCCAGGGAAGGGCUUCUUUGCUUCUGGGUUCCCUCCCGGGAAUUGGGGUCAUCUGGGCCAACUCCAGGCAGCUGCUGUGACCUAACCCCUGGGCCCCCCAAUUUUGGGUCUUCCGUCCUCAAAUAAACUAUUUUUGCUUGUA
This is a messenger RNA of Equus caballus (horse), 2312 nucleotides long. It is a transcript of the gene SLC35E4, whose product is annotated as solute carrier family 35 member E4. Gene Ontology annotation, molecular function: antiporter activity. The record is from RefSeq and is a predicted model, not a curated record. Lineage: Eukaryota; Metazoa; Chordata; Mammalia; Perissodactyla; Equidae. Gene Ontology annotation, cellular component: Golgi apparatus.